AUGGCAAGCAAUAAAAGAAAAAUACAAAUUUUGGAAAAUAGAGUAAUUCGCCCUGCAGUUAUUGACAGUGAUAGUGACAGCAGUGAAGAAAUAUUUUCCACUAAGAAAACUAAAAAGGAUUUGGAAACAAAUGUGCACGGAAAACAAAGCACAAGCGCGGACGUUUUCAGUAGCCCCAGUGGAAGAAAAUUUCAUAUUCUUAAAUCAGUCUCGUUUUCACAUGAAACUAAAACAGAAUGUAAAAAUAAACCUACACCACAGACAUCAAAAGGAUUGUCUUCGCCUAGCUCAUCGUCAUUGGAACGAUUUAGUAUGUAUAGCUCAAGAGGAUGCAGUCCUUCGCUAAACAAUAUAUCAGCUUCUAAGCUUAUGCACGGCAUCGAAAUAGAUGAAAGCGAAUAUCAUGACUUGAUAAAUCUAAGAAACGAUAAUAAAAAGAUAAAAAAGAAAAAUGAAAUAGAAAGGAAAGAUCCAAAGACAAAACUUACAUUCACUUAUUCUUUUGAAGACAGUAUGUCGCAAGGAGAGAGAGAGAAAGAAACAGAAAAUGUUGAUGUAGAAGAUGUAGAAGAGAGAGAGGAAGAAACAGGAAAUGCUGAAGAGGAAGAUGAAGAUGCAGAGAGAGAGGAAGAAACGGAAAAUACUGAGGAGGAAGAUGAAGAGCAGGAAAGUGGUGACACAGGCGAUGAUGAGAGUGAUGAAUAUUCUGCAAGUGAAGUUGUAUCGGAUAUAGAUAAUGAUGUUUCAGAGGAAGAGGAAGAUGCACAGGAUAAUAGUGUCAAUGAAUGGGAUGCUGUCACAGAUUUGACACCUGAGUUGGAUGCGUGUACUUUAAAUGAAAGCACUUUUAAUAUUCCUAUAGAAGAUAUAUCUCCUGCAGCCAUCCACAAUACAAAUAAGUUGAAGAAAAUUCAUGAUUUGGCUAAUAUGCUCAACAGCAGAUUCCAAGAAGUAUUAACGCCAGGUAAAUUCAUUGUUAUAGAUGAAUCAAUGAUACCAUGGCGUGGCAGGCUGAAAUUCAAACAAUACAUUAAAAACAAAUCACACAAGUAUGGUGUUAAAAUUUACAAGUUAUGCACUCCAGAAGGGUAUAUAUAUAAUUCAAUAAUUUAUUCUGGAAAGGGAGAAAAUGGCCGUGAACAAAAUCAUGGUAAAGUCACCGUACUGAAACUCAUUCAAGGGCUGGAGAACAAAUGUCGUGUAGUAAUUGCAGACAAUUUCUACUCUUCAAUUGAAUUGGCGGAAGAACUCUUAUCUCAAAAAACCCGUUAUUGCGGUACCCUAAAUUCGAAGCGAAGGGGGCUACCUAAGGAGAUAGUGUUACUAAAGUUGAAGAAGGGUGAAAUCAAAGGAGCUAUGAAUAAAAAUGGCGUUAAAGUUAUUAAAUGGGUUGACAAAAGGCAACUUCUAAUGAUAUCUACUCUCAAAGAGGACAAAGAUGUGCUUGUCAACACUGGCAAAAAAAUUAGGAAGACGAAUGAAGAUAUAAAAAAGCCUACAUGUGUCUUAACGUAUAAUAACAACAAAAAAGGAGUUGACUUCAGCGACCAAAUGUCUUCAUACUAUUCUACAUUAAAAAGAGGGCUCAAAUGGUUCAGAAAAGUGGGUAUGGAAUAUUUGUUAGGCAUGGCGUUAGUAAACGCGUGGAUCACAUACAACGUGAAAUGUGAUAAGAAGGUUUCAAAAAAAGAAUUUACAGAGGCAUUAAUGCAAUCAUUAACUGGAAAAAGUAUAUGCGCUGAUAAAAAUCAAGUAAAACCUAAGGACAAUGACCAUGUUCUUGAAAUAAGCGCUAAACGAAUAAAUUGUGCAGGGUGCUACGACAGACUGCGGAAAACCUUUAAUAGUACCGAAGCAAAAAAAAAAAGUAAAGAAAAUAAAGAAAUAUUGCAGGAAAUGCAACCAAAACCUUUGCGUAACAUGUUUCCAAGAUAG
This is a messenger RNA of Arctia plantaginis, 1935 nucleotides long. The record is from the annotation of a GenBank genome assembly. Lineage: Eukaryota; Metazoa; Arthropoda; Insecta; Lepidoptera; Erebidae.